Molecule: messenger RNA, 334 nt
Organism: Racocetra persica
Lineage: Eukaryota; Fungi; Glomeromycota; Glomeromycetes; Diversisporales; Gigasporaceae
Source: the annotation of a GenBank genome assembly
AUGUCUCCUAAUUGUCCUUAUUAUCCUAAUUAUUUUCGCGGACAAUGUAAUACAAUUGGCCAAUCUAAAUUUUGUGUUACUCAAGCUCGUGAGGGAUUUUAUGUUCAAUUUUCAAGCCAAAAAAUUAAACUGCCUGGUGGUUUAUGUGGCGGUAUAAUUGGCAAUAAUUCUCCUACUAAUGCAACAGUUGGAGAAUGCCCCAACGCAAGCACUAUAAGUAAUACUUUAGUGAACCAAAGAACAGCUGCAACAUUUAGUUGGUUAUGUUGUAAUAAAGAUACUUGCAGGGUUCCGGCUAAUGUGCAAGUAACAAACACAUUGUCAGCUAUCACUG